Scedosporium apiospermum is the source of this 1089-nucleotide messenger RNA. RefSeq lists its product as uncharacterized. NCBI's taxonomy places the organism in Eukaryota, Fungi, Ascomycota, Sordariomycetes, Microascales, Microascaceae. Gene Ontology annotation, molecular function: pyridoxal phosphate binding; transaminase activity. The record is from RefSeq and is a predicted model, not a curated record. Bases 1 to 1089 code for a protein of 362 amino acids. Gene Ontology annotation, biological process: amino acid metabolic process; biosynthetic process. The transcript is spliced from 6 exons.
AUGACCAUGGACUUGGCAAGUAGCUCUGCGGAAGCCGCAGCAUGGAAACACCGGAUUUCCACGAGAGGAGCGCACGGCCUACUUUACGGCGAUGUCUGGGGCCCGAGAGAAAAGUCCAUGGGAAAUCCGUGGUCGCCAACCAAUCCGGACGGGACUGUUAUCCUCCGGCUGGCCGAGAAUAGUCUGAUGCACCAGGAGAUCGGAAGUUUUAUCAAGGAGCAGGUGUGGCACUCCGACACCGGUCCCCGCGGGUCCCGCCGCCUUCGGCAUGCAGCAGCGGCAUUCUGGACAGAGGAGUUUAAGCCUUCCAUCCCCAUCGGAGUAGACAACAUCUUCGUCACUCCAGGCCUGGCAAGUGCCAUCGAUGCGUUAACCUGGGCGAUCUGCGACGAGGGAGACGGCAUACUAAUUCCGCAGCCACUUUACAAUGGGUUUGUGAUUGACGUCUUUAACCGGAGCAAGGCUAGAGUCAUUGGAAUUCCGUACAGGGGUGUUGAGGGCUAUUCGACACUUGACGAUCUCUUCGGCCCUGAGGUAAAUGAAAGGGCCGUCGAAGCUGCCAUUCGCAAGGCUAAGGAUAAUGAUAUUCGGAUCCGAGCGCUGUUGAUUUCUCAUCCUCACAAUCCGCUGGGGAGGUGUUACCCUCCCGAGACUUUGACUGCAUUCGCAUCAGUUUGUGGACAACACGGUUUGCAUUUCAUCUCCGACGAGAUUUACGCGAAGUCCGUUUUCCGUAACCUCGAUACUCCCGGCGCUGUCCAGUUCGUGUCCACGCUGUCGCUGGAUCUUGAAGGUGUCAUUGAUCCGGCCUGCCACCAUGUGCUCUACGGUGCUAGCAAGGAUUUUUGCGCCAAUGGCCUACGACUGGGCCUUGUCUAUACUCAGAAUGAAGGAAUCAUGGGCGCGCUAUCUAGUAUCAGUAUGUUUUCGUGGUCGACGCAUUUGAUUCAAGAUAUGUGGGCUGCCAUGUUCCGAGACCGACAAUGGCUGCAGAGCUUCAUGAAAAAGAAACUCGAGCUCAUGACGGAGAAUUAUAGCAUUGCAGUCUCCUUCUUCCGCGAGCAUGGUAUACCUUAUUUUGAUGCGUGA